Mus caroli (Ryukyu mouse) is the source of this 2501-nucleotide messenger RNA. RefSeq names its product potassium voltage-gated channel subfamily E regulatory subunit 4 (gene Kcne4). Gene Ontology annotation, biological process: regulation of heart rate by cardiac conduction; ventricular cardiac muscle cell action potential; membrane repolarization during action potential. Gene Ontology annotation, cellular component: membrane; voltage-gated potassium channel complex. Gene Ontology annotation, molecular function: transmembrane transporter binding; potassium channel regulator activity; delayed rectifier potassium channel activity. NCBI's taxonomy places the organism in Eukaryota, Metazoa, Chordata, Mammalia, Rodentia, Muridae. The record is from RefSeq and is a predicted model, not a curated record.
AGAGCGCAGAGCCUGACAGAGAAGAGAAACGUCCUCAGAUUUGGCCGUUUAAGAGUUCCACACUUGGGACAAACUGUCAGCUUUUGAUCCCGGCUGUGUGAGCGGCAAUUCAAUGCUGAGGAUGGAGCCUCUGAACAGCACAUACCCCAGCGCUGCAGCCUCCAGCAGCCCCCUCGAAUCCCAUGUGCCUAGUAACAGCAGUGGUAAUGGCAAUGAAUACUUCUAUAUUUUGGUCGUUAUGUCCUUCUAUGGCGUUUUCCUGAUUGGAAUCAUGCUGGGCUACAUGAAAUCCAAGAGGCGGGAGAAGAAGUCCAGCCUUCUGCUGCUGUACAAAGACGAGGAGAGGCUGUGGGGGGAGGCUAUGAAGCCGCUACCUAUGAUGUCCGGCCUGAGGUCAGGGCAGGUGCCCAUGAUGCUGAAUAUGCUGCAGGAGAGUGUGGCGCCAGCACUGUCCUGCACUCUUUGCUCGAUGGAAGGGGACAGUGUGAGCUCCGAGUCCUCCUCUCCUGAUGUGCACCUUCCCAUCCAGGAGGAGGGGGCUGAUGACGAGCUGGAGGAGACCUCCGAGACGCCUCUCAACGACAGCAGUGAAGGCUCUUCCGAGAACAUCCACCAGAAUUCCUAGCACCCCCCCAGGUGCUAGGAGGUAGCUCCGUAAGCUACACUUGACAGAGGGAAGACAUUUGCCAAGUGCCUGGUUUCGCUUUUGCUCUGCGGCUGCCACAUUGAACAGACUGAGGGCAAGCUCCAAAAUGGGGCAGGGGGAGACAAGGCUCAGCUGCAGUCCUUGAGGUUCCUGUGGGACUCAUCUCUGAAAAAGUCCCAGAGACAUAUAGCAUGACCAUUGACUCUGGGGCCUGGGUGGUGGUGGGUCAGCAUCUGGCUGGAUAAUGUGGUGUUUUUUUCACUGGAGGCCCUGGGUAAUUUCUGCAGCAUCUGACUGUGCCCAGGGCUGACUACUGCCCAGGGCAGGCUGAAGGACUCGUUUCAAUUUGCUAAUUUUCCUAGAACUUUGUUCUUCUAGAUCUGAUGGGCUGUAAGUAUCUUUAAUGUGUGCCUGUGGCAUUCGAUUACAGACAGUUAUAUAUUUCAUUUGGAGGUGGGAGAAAGCUGAAGAGAGAACCCAGAUUGUUUGCACAAUGCAAAGGGAGAAGGUAAUUAGUACAUAUGUCUGAAUUAGCUGGGAGUAUAAGCUAUGACCUCAUCUGAGCUUUUGGCUCACCUGUGAGCUUGAACUCUGUACAGCAUUGCAGGCGAGCAUGGCUUUCUUUGCCAGUCAGCUUCCUCAUAACCAAGCCUGCAUUUGGGAUGGCUGUUCAUGGUGGUCCUCAUGACCUUCACAGAUUGGGUAAUGGUGGGGUUAUACAAGGCCAAAUCAUUGACAGCUCUGCUGUAGCUCUUUUUCCCAGCCUAGUUUUCUGAGGCCAGAGAGGACACAUGUGGGCCUCAUAAUAUGGGGUUUUGUCACGUAGCUGAACCUUGGAAGGGCAUACUUAGGCGAGAUCGAACAGAGCUGGGGUUCAAGCAAUGUGCUUCCUGGUCUGAGCCCUGACACUCAUUCACUGUGAGGUUCUGGGCAUGUCAUCACAAGAUUCUGCCUACAUGAGGCUCCUGAGGCUGUGCAGCCCCAGGGGGCUGGGAGGACAUCUUUAGACUUUGUACUGUGUGAUACAUCCUCCACAGCCUGGUGUGAGGAAGUUUGGAGCAAGUAUUUCCCCUUUGGCCGCUUAGUCUGGAGAAAGAUGUGUUGACUUAAAGGCACAGUUGGAGACUUUGGAUAUGUGUAGCUGGGGAAUUCGAGGCUGGAUCAUCAGCCAUCCUUACUGUGGCUUUCCCAGGAUGCCACUGAAGAAGCUGGCAGCAUAGUUUCCUCUGCAGAGUCCUGUGGAUGGGAGGAUGUUAACACGCCCAACUGAGGGAAAGAGAAUUUUAAAGGGAGCUACUCAAGAGCUUUGCAGCAGGCUCGUGUGCCCUUAGAAGACCAGAAGGAAGCAGAAAACUCCCCAAAGGUCAAGUUUGCCUCUAGUGCAAAACCUUCUUAAUUUUUAUUUAUCAGAACUCUCCCUGGAUUGGAGACAGAGCAGUCACUAAUGUCCCCAUGAGGGGUUAACACUAUAAGGAGCUGGUUUUUCCAAUCAGUUUUGACACAGAGAUAGAAAGGUAGUUUAUGUUAGAGGCGGAAAGGGGCCCUCUGUUCACUUUAAGAUUCAGAGUGGAUCAACUCCAAAGGGGGCCGUUUAAGUUGAAAGAAGCCAAGUUAAGUUUGGCCUCUUGCCUGGAAUCACUUGAAUUCUGAAACUUUACUGCGACAGACAUGUGCGUUGUCACAUUUUCCAUUGCUUAAUCCUGGUUUGGUGCAAGUCUGUCUGCGCCUGUUACAAAGUGAUGUAUAUACUUCCUUCCAAUAUGCUGAGUUGUAGACAAUUGUCUGGUGUAUUUAAUGGUUUGUAAUUUUCACGAUAUUUUUUAAUUUAAAUAAACACAUUUUCGCUGAGAAGCCA